AUGUCGCUGACGAGGAGCGUUUGUCAAGAACUCUGCGAAUUUGUUCAGAACAAGCCCAGUUCCGUACUCGGACAGAAGUUCUUUGACCUGCGCGCGGUUUUUCAGGCGGAGACUUCCUACAAAACCGAUAAAUUUGAAACACGAGUAAUCGCACUAUCGAAAUUUCGCGUUUUUCUGCUGCAAGGAAAGACUCCGGGCUCCAUCAAGAUCGACCGUUCCUUCCAUGUUUUGACGAUUCGAUCUAUCCAAAUAGUCAGUGAGGAUGAGCUGGCACUGACAAUCGACGAAGGCGGUAGCCGACGACGCGUCGUGCUGAAAGGAAAUCCAGCCAAUACCGUCGCCACGCACUUUUUAUCUGCCAUCAAGCAUUAUUUCCCGGACAUUGGCCCAGUUUUGCGGAAUUUGGUCGAUGUCGAGCCAAAGACGUUAUGGAACGCGUUUGACGAAAUCAAGAUCGAGGUGACUCCUCGCCCAUGCCACUCCUUCAGACGAACCUACGCGGCCCUUUGUGACUAUUUUGAUCAGCCAUAUCGAGAAGAAGUAUCAUGGGAUGUCGAGAAAAUAUAUACGAUAAAUCAAAUCACCGAGCUGCGGAUCGAAGAUUUCUCUCACUUGCUUCCCAAGGACCUGUUACCGAUAGUGGGCGUGCUGCAAUAUUCCUCAUAUUUCACCGGAUUGACGGUUGAUGGCUUAAAAUUACCGCCAGAUUUGGUUGAUGUGAUUCUCAGCGUCAUUCGUCGCUCCCAAUGGCUGACACAUUUGCGUUUGGUCAAUUGCGGAUUGCCGAAAGACUUUAUCACCCUUUUCUGCUCGGCCGUUCAGCAAAAUGUCAACCUACCACUGGAGAUCCUGAAUUUGGCAAAGAACGUCUUCGAUGACAAGAAAGGGUUCCAUGCUCUCUCGACCUGCAUGCCACGGCUUGUCUCCUUGCGUGAAGUGUAUAUGAAUGAAUGCGGACUCACGGAUAAAUGCUGUUCGCUACUUUCCGCGGCGCUUUAUGGAGCGCUUUCGCCCAACAAAAUCUCUACCUCAAUGCAACUUACCCAUCUCUGCCUUUCGAAGAACAGCCUGAAUGGCGAUUCAUCGUCACUGGUCAACCUCGUCUCGCUUUGUAAUUCAUUGCGUGUGCUCGACGUUUCCGACACUCAACUAUCGCUUGACAAAUUGUGGCCAGCCCUGAAAUAUGGCGGCUUGCAAGUGGAACGACUGAUUUUGUCUGGCUGUCAAGUCGGGUCAAAGAAGGUGCCCCCAGAGCUGUCACAAACUGUGAAGGAAUUCUUUGCCAUGGCCGUCGGGCUGGUGGAGGUGGACUUCUCCCAUACCGUACUCCCCACCGAGCUGAAACCCUUCACAUUGACACUGAAUGGAUCAGUAGAACGGGGAGCAGCUCCUGUGCUUGAAGCUGGAUUACCUGGCGUUUCCGCCCGUGUACUGUCUUUACGAGACAACAAUUUUGAAGCGGAAAUGCUGGGUGUCGUCUCGGCGUUGGCGGGAAUGCCGGAGCUAAAACGUCUCGAUGUCGGCGGCUCCAAUCUCACGUCUCUGCGCAGAAGCGGCAAGCAGCAACACGUCCAUUCGAUCAACAAAAUCCUGCUCGAAUUGGUCAAACUGGUCGGAGAUGACGGGCAUUUGGAAGAGUUAGUCCUGUCUGAUGCGAGACUUGGUGCUCAUCUUUCCGUGCUGCUCAACACCCUUGGGGCGACCCCGUGCUUACGACAUCUCGAUAUAUCCGCCAACGAGAUGGGAAAUUUUGGAGCGCGUAUUCUCAGCAAGGCCCUUCAACUAAACGCCUCGCUCCGUACCAUCCUCAUUGACGGCAAUCAUAUCACGGCCGAUGGAUUCGCAGAUAUUGCCUCGGCUAUCCAGAGUAACUACACGUUGGUGACGCUGCCGUAUCCAGUGCUGGACGCCUGUGAAGCAAUCGUCCGUUCCGAUAAAGCGAAGACACUCAACGCCCUUUCUCAAAUAGAAACUGUGCUGGAGAGAAAUAACGCCCAUUCCGCGCCAGCUAGCGCCAAUUUCAAGAGAGCGCUGUUCACGUUGAAUCAGCAAUCUGAUGGGAUGAGCUGGGACUCUGUCUGUGCUGCGGAGGGCGUGCUUCGCGCUGUCGCUGAUCAGCCACUACCGUUGAAGCUGAGAGCGGAUACGAUUACUUUUGUGGAGCAGCUACGUACGCAAAUGAGAGCGCAUCUCAAGGAGACGUUUUCGCAUGGCGAUGAAGAACCGAAUUCUCGAGCCAUCACGAACCUCGAAAAUUUGGCCUGUGAUCGUUUGAAAGAGCUGCUGGUCCGAGAUAUUGGAUCUGUCUAUGCGGAAUGGAAAUGGCGUUCUGCAUGCUCAACGGCAGAGGGAGUACUUCGAUCCGGCGGAUGCACCAACUCGGGUAGCGGAUCGAUGACCGGUUCGUCAUCUCACGGCGGCGGCUCGCCCAGCUCGGCCAUGGCCUCGCCUAGGACUUUCCCGAGACAGGAUGGUCACAGACCAAGAAGCAUUGUCGGAGAUCUAAGCUCUCAUUCCGGGGAGGCUGGUCUAACGCUAGAGGCACCGCCAAAACCGUCCGCCCUCGUUCAUCUCGCAAAAGGGCGCCCGAAGCCGCAAAGACGAGCGCAACUUGGAAAGGAGCGCAGUGCGUCAACUCCCUCCGACGACAUGGGCCGCAGCGUCUGUGAAGUGGUUUGCGAAACCGACGAGGAGGAGCGAAAAGACGAGAGCGGUGAUGAACGCACGAAAAAGCCACUCAGCGAUCGCCCAAUGUUCCGCGUUGCCAUGCUGCCAGAAGCGGCCGCCAUGGCCGCACAACUCCGUCCCGCCGCCGAUCGAAGCAUUGGCAGCCCGAAAUUUGGCGACAAGCACGAGCAGCCCCUUGACGCGACUGGGAAGGCUCCAUUAUCGCCGAAUGACGAGAGCCCGCCACCGCUUCCACGGCGAAACAAAAUUCCGGAUGAGCCAUCAUCACCUGCGCCGCCAUGCCUACCACCAAAGCCAUCGGAUAGUCGGUUCGCCUUUGGGCCGGUCAAAAUAUCGGGGCUGACGAACGGCCGAGCAGACGGCAACAAUGCCCCGCUUCGCACCGGUGUCGCCCAGCUCCCCCAUGUCCCGCCGCCAGAUUCCCGUCGAACUGAAGACGAUGAAAACGCUAACGUCGAGGGCUCACCGACAAAUCGUCGCAGUGUGGCCGACAUGACCCGGCUUUUUAACCGC
Messenger RNA from Mesorhabditis spiculigera, 3201 nucleotides. Lineage: Eukaryota; Metazoa; Nematoda; Chromadorea; Rhabditida; Rhabditidae. The record is from the annotation of a GenBank genome assembly.